This is a messenger RNA of Pedinophyceae sp. YPF-701, 2391 nucleotides long. The record is from the annotation of a GenBank genome assembly. NCBI's taxonomy places the organism in Eukaryota, Viridiplantae, Chlorophyta, Pedinophyceae.
AUGUCGCGCGCGGCGCAGUUCCUGGCCCAAGAUGCCGACAUUUCGGCUCGUGGUGGCCUCCUGUCGGUCGCCAAGGACGUGGUGACGCACCCGUACUUCAUCGGCGGGGUCGCGAUAUGCUGCAUCCCCGGCAUUUUCGCCCUCGUGAGCGCGGCGUUCCCAUUCCUCGUGGUCUGCGCGGGUUGCGUCUUCGUGGCGAAGAAGCUCAAGGACUGGGGCGUCCUCGUGGGGCUCGAAGAUGUCAGGAAGGAGGUCUACGGGAACAAGAAGAAGGAGGACGCGCCGGCGGCGGACGCCGCGGCCCCGGAGGCCAAGGCGGGCGGCGGGAACGGCAACGCGCCGCUGGUGGGCGGCGCGGCGAUCCUGGCGCAGAUGAAGAAGCAGCGCGCGGACGCGGCGAAGAACCGUCCGAAGGAGGUGUACUUCCUGUACGGUUCGCAGACGGGCACAGCGCAGGAGAUUGCGCGCAACGCGCAGGGCGAGGCCGAGUCGCGCGGGCUGCCGUCGCAGGUGAUGGCGCUGGACGAGCUGGGCUUCGAGAACAUGAGCGCCGAGCGCACGCCGUUCGUGGUGCUCGUGUCGGCGUCGACGGGCGACGGCGACCCCCCCGACAACUGCUCCAAGUUCUGGAUGGCGGUGCGCCGGAAGGACAACCCGGAGGGGGCGUUCAAGGGCGUCAAGUUCACCUCGCUGGGCCUGGGGGACUCGAACUACACGCGCUUCAUGCACGUGCCGCGGGUGCUGUGCGAGAACAUGCGCGCGCUGGGCGCGGGGGAGUUCUUCCCGCCCGGGGAGGCGGACGAGGUGGAGGGGCUGGAGGACGCGGUGGAGGGGUGGCUCGAGAAGCUCUGGCCGGUGCUGGAGAAGGCGAUGAAGGACGGGGGCGGCGCGGGCGCGCGGGCGUCGCAGGAGUCGCGCGGCGCUGCGCGGGCGAGCGCGGAGCUCGCGGGCAAGGUGCUGGGCGCCGAGGGCGACACGACGGCGUGGGUCGCGCCCGAGGGCGUGGACACGGCGGGCGCGCCCGCGGUCGGCCACGCGCGCAUCGGCGUGAAGUACGAGGAGGACGCGGCGGCGGCAGAGCGCGUGCGCGGCGCGGAGGCGCGCUGGCCGGGCGAGGAGACGCACGCGGCGGGGCGCGGGGCGGCGUACAGCGCGUCGGAGCCGUUCUGGGCCGGCGUCGCGGACGCGCGGCUCCUGACGAGCCCGACGUCGGACCGCCGCGUGCUGCACGUGGCGUUCGACAUCAAGGGGUCGGGGAUGGACGCGGCGCCCGGUAGCGCCAUUGCGGUGCACCCGGUCAACUGCAAGGACCUCGUGGACGGGCUGAUCGCGCGGCUGGGGCUGGACGGCGGCGCGGUGAUCUCGCUCACGGACGCGGACGGCAAGCGCGCGGACGGGCACAUGCUCCCGCACAUCCCCGCGCCGUGCACGGUGCGCGCGGCCCUCGCGCGCGGCGUCGACAUCUCGUCCCCGCCGCGCAAGUCCCUCCUGCGGCUCCUCGCGGAGCACUGCGAGGACCCCGCGGAGAAGCGCACGCUGCUCUUCCUGUGCUCCAAGGCCGGGAAGGAGGCCUACAAGAAGCAGACGCAGGGCGACGCGCCGACGCUCCUCGACAUCCUCAACCGGUUCAAGUCGUGCCGGCCGCCGCUGGCGCCGCUGCUGGACCACCUCCCGGCGCUGGCGCCUCGGCAGUACUCGCUGACGAACUCGAGCUGCACGUCCCCCGACCGCGCGGAGGUCGCGAUGUCGGUCGUGUCGUUCCAGAACGCAUACGGCCGGCAGCGCAAGGGCGUGGCCACGACGUGGCUCGACGACCUGUGCGCGCACCUCCUGGGCGGCGGCGCGGCCCCGGCCACCCCGCCCCGCAUCGCGACGCACAUCCGGUCGGGCGGCGCGUUCAGCCCCCCCGAGGACCUGACCAAGCCGUGGAUCAUGGUCGGGCCCGGCACGGGCGUGGCGCCGUUCCGCGGGUUCCUGCAGAAGCGCAGGACGAUGCUGGCGGCCAAGGGCGCGGCUGCGAAGGCGGCGCCGGCGUGGUUGUUCUUCGGGUGCCGCCGCGCGGAGGAGGACUUCCUGUACGAGGAGGACCUGACGUCGUUCAAGGCGGACGGGACCCUGACGCGGCUGGAGGUGGCGUUCAGCCGCGCGCAGAAGGACAAGGUGUACGUGCAGCACCUGAUGGCGAAGCACGCGGCGGAGAUCCACGAGAUGGUGUUCGCGCAGGGCGGGUACGUGUUUGUGUGCGGCGACGGGGCGGGCAUGGCCAAGGACGUGCACGCGACGCUGGUCGCCGCGCGCGCGCAGCACGGCGCGUGCUCCGACGCCGAGGCUGCGGCCGAUCUGCAGCAGCUGACGCAGGCGGGCCGCUACGUGCGGGACAUCUGGUCGUGA